Messenger RNA from Orcinus orca (killer whale), 3423 nucleotides. It is a transcript of the gene MTREX, whose product is annotated as Mtr4 exosome RNA helicase. The record is from RefSeq and is a predicted model, not a curated record. The transcript is spliced from 28 exons. Gene Ontology annotation, biological process: maturation of 5.8S rRNA; RNA catabolic process. The coding region runs from base 7 to 3264 and encodes 1085 amino acids. Gene Ontology annotation, molecular function: ATP binding; RNA binding; RNA helicase activity. Gene Ontology annotation, cellular component: nucleus. NCBI's taxonomy places the organism in Eukaryota, Metazoa, Chordata, Mammalia, Artiodactyla, Delphinidae.
CGAAAGAUGGCGGACGCUUUUGGGGAUGAGCUCUUCAGCGUGUUUGAGGACGACUCGACCACUGCGCCCGGAGCCAAAAAAGACAAGGAGAAGGGGAAAUGGAAGGGGCCGCCAGGGUCUGCGGAAAAGGCCGGAAAACAUUUUGAUGGUAAAUUACAAUCUGAGUCAACUAAUAUUGGAAAAAACAAGAGAGAUGCAGACUUCGAGGGCACAGAUGAACCCAUUUUUGGAAAGAAGCCCAGGGUAGAAGAGUCAAUAACUGAAGACUUAAGUUUGUCAGACUUGAUGCCCAGGGUCAAGGUACAAUCAGUUGAAACUGUUGAAGGGUGUACACAUGAGGUUGCACUUCCUGCAGAUGAAGAUUAUCUACCACUUAAACCUCGCGUUGGAAAAGCUGCAAAGGAAUACCCGUUCAUUCUUGAUGCUUUUCAAAGAGAAGCCAUUCAGUGUGUUGAUAAUAAUCAGUCUGUUCUAGUAUCUGCACAUACAUCAGCAGGAAAAACUGUAUGCGCUGAAUAUGCCAUUGCAUUGGCCUUAAGGGAAAAACAGCGUGUAAUAUUUACUAGCCCAAUUAAGGCCCUGAGUAACCAGAAAUACCGUGAAAUGUAUGAAGAAUUUCAAGAUGUUGGUCUGAUGACUGGAGAUGUUACUAUUAAUCCUACAGCAUCUUGUCUUGUUAUGACCACAGAGAUUUUGAGAAGUAUGCUGUACAGAGGUUCUGAAGUUAUGCGAGAAGUUGCUUGGGUCAUAUUUGAUGAAAUUCAUUACAUGAGAGAUUCAGAGCGUGGUGUUGUGUGGGAAGAAACUAUUAUUUUGCUUCCUGAUAAUGUUCACUAUGUCUUUCUUUCGGCUACUAUUCCAAAUGCCCGGCAGUUUGCUGAAUGGAUUUGCCACUUACACAAACAGCCUUGUCAUGUAAUUUACACAGAUUAUCGGCCUACUCCAUUACAGCACUACAUUUUUCCAGCAGGGGGAGAUGGUCUGCACCUUGUGGUUGAUGAAAAUGGUGACUUCAGAGAAGAUAAUUUUAAUACUGCGAUGCAGGUACUUCGAGAUGCUGGUGAUUUGGCAAAAGGAGAUCAGAAGGGGAGAAAAGGAGGAACAAAAGGACCAUCAAAUGUGUUCAAGAUUGUGAAGAUGAUUAUGGAAAGAAACUUUCAACCUGUAAUUAUUUUCAGUUUUAGUAAGAAAGAUUGUGAAGCCUACGCACUUCAAAUGACCAAAUUAGAUUUCAACACAGAUGAAGAAAAGAAGAUGGUUGAAGAAGUAUUCAGUAACGCAAUUGACUGCUUGUCAGAUGAAGAUAAAAAGCUCCCUCAGGUUGAACAUGUACUUCCUCUCUUGAAGAGGGGCAUUGGUAUUCACCAUGGUGGUUUACUUCCUAUUUUGAAAGAAACUAUAGAAAUUCUCUUUUCUGAAGGAUUGAUAAAGGCCUUAUUUGCCACUGAGACUUUUGCUAUGGGGAUUAACAUGCCAGCUAGAACUGUUUUAUUUACAAACGCCCGAAAAUUUGAUGGGAAGGAUUUCCGAUGGAUUUCCUCUGGUGAAUACAUUCAGAUGUCUGGUCGUGCUGGAAGGAGGGGAAUGGAUGACAGAGGAAUUGUAAUUCUUAUGGUAGAUGAAAAGAUGAGCCCAACAAUUGGAAAACAACUACUUAAGGGCUCAGCUGAUCCACUAAAUAGUGCUUUCCAUUUGACCUACAACAUGGUCUUGAACUUACUACGAGUAGAAGAAAUAAAUCCUGAGUACAUGUUGGAAAAAUCCUUCUACCAGUUUCAGCAUUAUAGAGCAAUUCCAGGAGUAGUAGAGAAGGUAAAGAACUCAGAAGAACAGUAUAAUAAAAUAGUAAUACCAAAUGAAGAAAGUGUAGUCAUCUAUUAUAAGAUUAGGCAGCAGCUUGCCAAAUUGGGUAAAGAAAUUGAAGAAUAUAUUCACAAACCAAAAUAUUGCUUACCAUUUCUACAACCAGGUCGUUUGGUAAAGGUAAAGAAUGAAGGAGACGAUUUUGGCUGGGGUGUAGUGGUGAAUUUCUCAAAAAAAUCAAAUGUUAAGAGUGUACCAUUGGGGGUGGCUGCGGAGGCUGAUAGCUUGAUGGCAGGCAGCCUGUUUAUCUUGAUCCUGAGUUCCCCUCAGGAUGCACCAUCAGGGGUGGCUUCAGUGGCUGAUGGCUGCAGCAUUCUUUGGCAGCCUAAUUCUGGUGAACUGGAUCCUUUAUAUGUAGUGGAAGUACUUCUGCGCUGUAGCAAAGAGAGCUUGAAAAAUUCAGCUACUGAGGCUGCAAAACCAGCUAAAUCUGAUGAGAAAGGAGAGAUGCAGGUUGUUCCAGUGUUGGUGCAUCUCCUGUCCGCUAUCAGCAGUGUUAGGCUUUACAUUCCUAAAGACCUUCGACCACUGGACAAUAGACAGAGUGUUUUAAAAUCAAUACAGGAAGUUCAGAAACGUUUUCCUGAUGGUGUUCCCUUAUUAGAUCCUAUUGAUGACAUGGGCAUUCAAGAUCAAGGACUGAAAAAAGUCAUCCAGAAAGUAGAGGCUUUUGAGCAUCGAAUGUAUUCUCAUCCACUUCACAAUGAUCCAAAUCUGGAAACUGUGUAUACACUUUGUGAAAAAAAAGCACAGAUUGCAAUAGACAUUAAAUCCGCAAAGCGAGAACUAAAGAAAGCAAGAACUGUCCUACAAAUGGAUGAGCUCAAAUGUCGCAAACGUGUUUUAAGGAGGUUGGGAUUUGCUACGUCUUCUGAUGUCAUAGAGAUGAAAGGACGAGUGGCUUGUGAAAUAAGCAGUGCUGAUGAGCUCCUUCUAACUGAGAUGAUGUUUAAUGGCCUUUUCAAUGACCUAUCAGCAGAACAGGCAACGGCACUACUAAGCUGCUUUGUGUUUCAAGAGAAUUCUAGUGAGAUGCCCAAAUUAACAGAGCAAUUAGCAGGACCACUUCGUCAAAUGCAGGAAUGUGCUAAAAGAAUUGCAAAAGUUUCAGCAGAAGCCAAAUUGGAAAUUGAUGAGGAGACUUACCUAAGCUCAUUUAAACCUCACUUAAUGGAUGUAGUAUAUACCUGGGCAACUGGAGCUACAUUUGCCCAUAUCUGCAAAAUGACAGAUGUCUUUGAAGGCAGCAUAAUUCGUUGUAUGAGGCGCCUGGAAGAACUACUUCGACAAAUGUGUCAAGCAGCAAAAGCCAUUGGAAACACUGAGCUGGAAAAUAAAUUUUCAGAAGGAAUCACCAAAAUCAAGAGAGAUAUUGUGUUUGCUGCCAGCCUCUACCUAUAAAGAGUCAGCUAAAGGAAUGUGGGAUUUUAAAUUGUUCACCACCUGUCUGAUGUAUUAUAUUUAAAUCAAGCAUCAUUCUAAGAAAGCAUAUUACAUACACAGUUGUACAUAAGCAUUACAUUUUUUUAAUAAAAAAAUGUACAGGUGGGGCAUUUGUUU